GGCGGGGUAACCUUCCUAGGGAGUGGACGUACCCUAUAGUCGUCGUGAGACUCGUGGUCUUUGUUGGGAGGAUUUGUGACUUCUGAAAAUUGUUAGAAAAUUAUUAAAAAGUGCUGGAGUAAGAAGAAAGAACUGACAUAAAAAAGUGGAAUUAAUAAAAGAUAGAUCAGUGGGUAAACGAAUCAUGUUGACGAUGCAUUUGGACUUGCAAGUUUUGACCGAGAAUUAGAAAGCUUUCGAAAGAAUUACAAGGGAUAUGAAAGAAUGUGUUCAAGCAGUUAACAAGAAUGAGUGAAAAGUGGAGCGACAAUAACCCUCCAGGAAACUGAACAGCAAAUGACAUCUGGCAAUGUAAGAAGAACUGACAGAAUCAAAAGCACAGCGUCUUGUGAUAACGUGGCCCCCCCCUAAGGCCCCCUUCUUGUCGGCUGUCAUUUCUGUUCCGCCUCGUUGAACGCAAGAGUGGUGUCAGAGAACCUGCGCCGGAAGUCUCAGCAGCAUGUGGUGUCUCGUUGCUUGCAUCAUGGCCUGUCUUUGUCUUUCGUCUGCCGUGGAGUUAAAGCAGAUUUCAGUGCUGACUGUGACUGGUAUCAAAGGUGGGUCAGCGGCCUUACCCUGCGACGUGUCCCACCCACCAGAUGACACCAUUUUCCUUAUUCUCUGGUUUCGGGACAAUUUAACCACCCCUAUCUACAGAUUCGACGACAGGUCCCUAUCGAGGGGCGGCAAAAGCCACUGGUUCGACGAGGAUAAGCUGGGAAUGAGAGCUGUGCUCGACGUGACAGCCUCUUCUGCCCAUCUGCGGUUAUCGUCACUACAUCUGAGCGACCAGGGCUUCUACAAGUGUCGCGUCGACUUCAAGUUGCAGCCUACCAAAACCACCAGAGUCGUUCUAAACGUUGUUGUUCCGCCCGUUGGAGUGAGGGUAACAGUUGGUACACCUGGGUCGACGGCCCGCCCUGUCACUCGCGUUGUCGGCCCUUACCUGGAGGGUGGCAUAAUUAGCCUUAACUGUAUCUCCCAUGGAGGAACGCCUCAACCCAACAUAAUUUGGUACGAAGGCUCGACUAUCAUAGACCAGAUAAUGGAAUCAGAGGAACCCGAGGUAACUGAAAGCCCCGACGUGAAUUUCAACGCAUCUCAAAAUCUUUGGCCCGCGGAAACCACUCCAGUGACGUUGGUUACCUCAGGUCCUCCAGUCGACGCGGAAGCCUUUAAUACCCUAACCCUAGGUCCCUUAACGCGAGGGGAUCUGAAGAAACUCCUGACGUGCAGAGCAUCGAAUAACAAUAUUACUGCUGCUGUGUCUACUACCGUCAUAGUGGAAAUGAACUUGCCCCCACUGUCCGUGGUGGUCCGGCCCCCAGAGGAGCCACUGACGGCAGGGAAAGAAUAUCAUGUUAUUUGUGAAGUCCGAGGCACUAGACCUGCUCCGUCAAUAACCUGGUGGAAUGGGGAUAUGCGACUUCCCAAGGCAAUGCAUACGCAAAGCACUGGAGACGAGAAUGCUACCACCAGUAGUCUGGUUAUCAAGCCAACUGCUCUGGACGAUGGGUCUACCUUGAAGUGCGUUGCUGAAUCUCCCCAAACCAACACCACAUUAGAGGACUCUGCCACACUCGCCGUUUAUUACAUCCCCGUGGCGUCAGCGACCUUCGGCUCCUCCUUAGACUCGAGCAACAUCAAGGAAGGGGACGACGUGUACUUCGAGUGCGUCAUCAAGGCCAACCCGAAGGUGACUCAAGUCUCCUGGAAGCUGAACGAUGAACUUCUCGUGCACGAUGUUUCGGCCGGGGUCAUCGUUAGUAACCAGAGUCUCGUGUUACAAAGGGUGACCAGGUCCCAAGCCGGCCAGUACACUUGCCACGCUCAAAAUAUUCUGGGUUCUGGAAGCUCCAAUUCUCUACAGCUGGAUGUUAAAUACGCCCCCGUCUGCCUACCAGGACAAGUGACAACAUACGCCGUUGGACGUUAUGAGGACGCCGAGGUGACCUGCGAAGUUGAGGCCAACCCCCUGGAGGCAACCUUCCAGUGGACAUUUAACAAUACCGCAGACACCAUAGACGUCCCACAGGGGCGUUACACCUCUACAAACAGCCACAGCGUCAUAACGUACACACCCAUGACGUCCUUGGAUUACGGGACGCUCUUGUGCUGGGCCUCCAACGAGAUCGGGUCGCAGCAGGAGCCCUGCCUCUAUCAUAUCAUUCCUGCAGGCAAACCGGAACCUCCUGGAAACUGUACAGUAAUCCAGAGGACGAGGACGUCUGUCAGAAUUUCCUGUAUGCCAGGAAAUAGCGGAGGCCUCAAGCAGUCUUUCGUUUUGCAAGCACGACUCCAUAAUGGUAAACAUACCAUUAACGUCACUUCCGGGAGUCCAGUUUUUCAGGUGGAUGGGCUAAGGCCAAAACAAAGGUACAACCUGUACAUAACAGCUUUCAAUGAUAAAGGAACCAGUUCUCCAACUCUUCUCACGGUUUCCAGCGUUGGAACGGCAAACUUUAUCUAUCAACUGCAUGACGGUCCAUCAGAAGCUGAAGUGAGAGACGGAGGGAAAACUCCGGCGGGCAACGGAGCCACCUUCGGCUUCGGCAACAAAUACCUUGAGAACAUUUCACUGCCCAGCCUCAUCCCGGCCGCCCUCGGUGUUGGCGCCGGCCUCAUCCUGGUCAUCAUCGUCCUCAUUCUGCUCAUCGUCUUUCGCACCAGAAGGCCCAGGAAUCCCCCCUCGUGCUCCUCGCUCACGGGCUCCGAGCUCUCGAAGACCGGGAGCAAGUCGCCCAGUAUGACGCCGAAGCAGACGACCUCUUGCUCGGAGAGAGACCUUCAGGUGGAAUCUGAGAGCGACGCUGAGCCGGAUGUGAUUCCUCUGCAGGAGGGUUUCAGAGGAACUGAACCGGAUCCUUCGCUUCCAGCGGCAACCCUCCUUCCUCCUGACUGUUACCAGUAUCCUGCAUCAUCGACGACAUCUCUCAUACAUUCUAUGGUAAAUCCUCAUCACAUACGUGGAGACGUCCACGCAACUCCUCCUCCAACGUCGGCGUCGGUAACAGUGCCACUGCUGCAGGAAGGAUUCGCGGAGUCCUACAUCCCUCCUUCGUCCUCAACCUACGCCACUCAUCAGGACAUUCACCUUCGCCAUCAUCAUCCUACUCACUCCGACCCGCACAGUUCCCCGCGGGAUCACCAGCUAUCGAUGUCCUCGACGGUGGCAAGAGUCGCCCUUGAGGGACCCCAUCACACGCAUCAUCAUCACCCUCCUCUCCUGCCUCUCUCCCCUAAGAGCUACGAAAGGCGUGAUCCCCACAGUCACCCAUUCCCGGAUGUGGAAGGCGGAGGCUUGCCGCCCCCUUUGGAGUACCAGACACAGACGGCCAAAAGGAAAAGAGCAGCCUUCAGGAAAGAAGCCUCGCAGUCGAUGACGGGGGAGGAGGACACGCCCACCACGCCUCUCCUGAGUAAAAGGGAGAGCUCCGUAUGAUAUUCAGAUGUGGACGUUUGAUACGUCGCGUUUGAUAAGUGUUUUCCGACGCGUGUUCGGCCUUGGAACGCUGCUGCCCUCGCAGUGUUUCGUAAGACUUGUGGGAGCGUCAGGCGUCACGCUUUUCUCACAACGUUUUUAUACGGUUUGUAAUACUAGUUAUUUGAACAAAUACCUGAUUUGUAUAGUGACGAUUUUAAUAUGAGACAAUGAAACCGAAAGGCGAGCGAGAGCUCGCUUUCGAGAAAGUAGAAAACGAAUUUUACCAAAAUGCAUUUGCUAUGAGACUAAGAAGUGAAGAGUGAACAUAACCUUUUCCCAGUAAGUAAUAAAUGAUCGUAACAGACAAAGAAAAUGGAAAGCUACUAAGUACAUACUUUUUGUAGCAAAAUAAUGAGAAAAAAUAAUGUAGGAACAAAGUCCACUUGAGAGUUGUAUGUAAUUUGAAAUCAAAUGUAAUCACUUGUAAAUCUCAGUGGUGUCAUAUGAAACUAUACCUAUAACAAUCAAAUUUAUCGUAAAUGAAUAAACCUAUUUUUUGUCGUUAUCCUUACAGUAUAUUAUAUAUUAGUUGUCCUCCGUAUAAUCUUUGUAAAUAACUAAGUUAUUUUCAGUUGGGUUUCUUUAUUAUAAUCGGCGAUAAGGGGUAGGAAUUAAUGUUAUCAGCAUUGAAAAAUACUCGUAGUAUCGUGAAUCUUGAAAUGGAGAAACGAAUCCACAGUUGUGUAUAUUUAUUACACAUAUAUUUAAAGAUAAAUCUCUACAGAAAACUUUCGGGCAACUGUUUGAUUCCCCCACUCAAUCUCUUGAAAACGGGAAUCGAACAGUUUCCCGAAAAUUUUCAGUACAGAUUUAUCUUUAAAUCUAUGUAUUACACAUAACUGUGGAUUUGUUUCUGCAUUAUCCUUAUAAUCAUUCCACACUAAGUUUGAUGCAUUUAGUAUGGUUAUUUUCAGGUAACAAAAGUUUCAAAGCACCACCUGAGCCUUUGCAACGCAAACCCGCACGUCCAACUCCCCAAUAUGAGCAAAACAUCCAAAGAUAUCACAGUCCGAUCCAUUUAAAACCUCGAAAUGAAUCUCUAUCACUGUCAAUGUUAUGUUGAUUUAUAAUGCACCUGGGUUAGAAAUAUCCACUUGGGAAGUUUUAUAUAUAUAUAUAUAUA
Molecule: messenger RNA, 4646 nt
Organism: Macrobrachium nipponense
Lineage: Eukaryota; Metazoa; Arthropoda; Malacostraca; Decapoda; Palaemonidae
Product: nephrin-like
Exons: 16
Coding region: 500-3481 (993 amino acids)
Molecular function (GO): protein binding
Source: RefSeq, a predicted model, not a curated record